CUUGGGUGAGGGCGUCCCGACUCUGCCUCCGCCAUCUUUGUCGAGGGAAUCGUCUGAAGCGAGGCUGAGACUGAAACCUGAAGAGCUUUAAACAAGAGCAGAGUAAUAGAGAAUCGUGGUCUGUGGUUAUAGGUUAAGGUGGCUAACGCAGUGCCUGCUUUGGAGUCGUGAGGGCUUUCCGGCACCGAGAAGCGCGGAAGUGGGUUGGCACUUCCUGUUUCCGGUCGGUCUCCUCACAACCUCUCCGGAAGAGACUUGAGGCGGAGGGAAUGCGGAGCCGCAGCACAGAGGCGACCUCCUCACUGUACCAGUUUCCCACGUUGCUGCCCCUUUGAAGCAGAGGCACCAUGGUUUCAAAGCGAGCCUUCAUCUGUAGCCUGGGCUCCAUCUAUUUAUCCCUCCUCUUUGUGUUCCUGCUCAUGGAUGUCUACGCUCGGCCCGCCAACAACUCCGCCUUGAAAGAGAAGGCGGCCGACAACGCCAACAAGGACGAGAACGAGAUCCUGCCUCCGGACCAUUUGAACGGGGUCAAGAUGGAGAUGGACGGCCACCUGAACAAGGAGUUCCACCAGGAGGUCUUUCUGGGGAAAGAGAUGGAGGAGUUCGACGAAGACUCCGAACCGCGGAGGAACAGGAGGAAACUCAUGGUGAUUUUCUCAAAAGUCGACAUCAAUCGGGACAAAAAGAUCAGCGCCAAGGAGAUGCAGCGCUGGAUCAUGGAGAAGACGGAAGAGCAUUUCCAGGAGGCGGUGGAAGAAAACAAGAUGCACUUCCGGGCCGUGGAUCCCGACGGAGACGGUCACGUCUCCUGGGACGAGUAUAAAGUCAAGUUCCUGGCCAGCAAAGGAUUAAAUGAGAAGGAAGUAGCGGAAAAGAUUAAAAACAACGAGGAGUUGAAAAUUGACGAGGAAACCCAGGAAGUUCUUGACAACUUGAAAGACCGCUGGUACCAAGCCGACAACCCGCCGGCCGAUCUGUUGCUGAACGAGGAGGAGUUCCUGUCCUUCCUUCACCCAGAGCACAGCCGAGGGAUGCUCAAGUUCAUGGUCAAGGAAAUUGUCCGGGAUCUGGAUCAAGACGGCGAUAAGAAGCUGACGCUCUCCGAGUUCAUCUCUCUGCCCGUCGGCACGGUGGAGAACCAACAGGCCCAGGAUAUCGACGACGACUGGGUGAAAGACCGGAAGAAGGAGUUCGAGGACGUGAUUGACGCAGAUCACAAUGGCAUCGUCACCAUGGAAGAACUAGAAGAAUAUAUGGACCCCAUGAACGAGUACAACGCCUUGAACGAAGCCAAGCAGAUGAUCGCGGUGGCCGACGAGAACCAGAACCAUCACUUGGAGCAGGAGGAGAUCUUGAAAUACAGCGAGUACUUCACCGGCAGCAAGCUCAUGGACUAUGCCCGGAACGUCCACGAGGAGUUCUAGGCACCCACGCGGCCCCGGGGCUCUCAAAUUGCACCUUCUUGCUUUCCAAAAAAGAAAAAAAACGAGACAAAGAGAAAGAGAGAGAAAAGACAGUUUGCUGCUAUGUCUGUGUUCUGUGUGUAUACGGUGUGGUAUUCUAGACUUUUAUUUUAUAUAUAAAAGGAAGCCGUCCACAUGUAUUUAAAGAAAGAGCGACGGGAGAGGCAGCUCUCUUCCCUUGCGUUGCUUUCCGACAGGAUGCCAUCCGGCUACGGGACUCUCAUGCUUUCAUUUCACUCCCAAGAGGCGCUUGUAUUAUCCCAGGUUGUCUAGCGGGGUUUUAUUCACAACGGUCUUGUAUUGUGAGGAGGAGUUGCGACCCGAAUAAGAGGUCGCAUCGUUUCCAUCCUGGGUUUGAUGGCAAAGUUUUCAUGUUUAGAAUACAGACUGCCGGGAAUUGGAUCCAA
This is a messenger RNA of Anolis carolinensis (green anole), 1870 nucleotides long. It is a transcript of the gene sdf4, whose product is annotated as stromal cell derived factor 4. Gene Ontology annotation, biological process: calcium-ion regulated exocytosis. Lineage: Eukaryota; Metazoa; Chordata; Lepidosauria; Squamata; Anolidae. The transcript is spliced from 8 exons. Gene Ontology annotation, molecular function: calcium ion binding. The record is from RefSeq and is a predicted model, not a curated record. The coding region runs from base 348 to 1424 and encodes 358 amino acids. Gene Ontology annotation, cellular component: endoplasmic reticulum.